UUCAAAGCUGAAAGAUAUAUGGUCUAAAGAUAGCGCAAGAAUUUCAAAACGUGAUUUUAUAAAUAAACAUUCAGACUAAUUAGCGUUGUUAUAUAAAGACAAUAUAUUUGAAUAAGCCCCUUUCCUAAUUUUAUUAAAUGAGAUUGUAAAUGAGUGCUCAGAGUGCUUAUAAAACAUUAAAAAAGCUAUAAUCGAGGUAAUCGAGGCUUCGCAUCCAUGGUUGUAACCAAAAAAAUUCUUGAUAAACAGUAACGAAAAAAUGCUGUUUAAAUAUGCGAAAGCUUCAAAAAGAAAUGCAGUUGCCUUUAAUAUGCCAGCCAUCAGUAUUAAUAUUCUGUUAAGAGCUGUAAGGUAUACGAGAAGAAUAUGGUAUUAAGUUUUCUUUUCCAUUUAUUAUGCAUUUUACUGAUAGUGGACUGCGGACAAGCAAACAUUGAAAAUGAUGAUUAUGUUGAUCCGGAGGAGCCCCUAGAUGAUCACUUAACCCGGCCUAAUGUGGAGUACCCCCAAAGCGAUGUUGAAGUAAAUGAACACUACGACGAUCACUACGAAAACAAUGAUCAUAUUACAAUUGGCCCCACCGAUCAACCAGAUCCUCAAACCGAGUCAUUUUCAGUUAUUGGUGUUCAAUCAUAUGAUGAUCACAUAACAAAUGAAAUGGAAUUUGUUGAUCACAACCUGAAUGACGAACUUGACGAACAACACUUUCCAGAAUUACACAACGAUCAAGAAUAUUCCGACUUAGAUUCCGAUCUAAGUAAUUACGAAAUAGAAGAUCGAAUAGUGCGGUAUGCAAUGCAAAGGCGUGAAGAAAUUUAA
Molecule: messenger RNA, 819 nt
Organism: Drosophila biarmipes
Lineage: Eukaryota; Metazoa; Arthropoda; Insecta; Diptera; Drosophilidae
Exons: 2
Coding region: 367-819 (150 amino acids)
Source: RefSeq, a predicted model, not a curated record